Molecule: messenger RNA, 4680 nt
Organism: Phascolarctos cinereus (koala)
Lineage: Eukaryota; Metazoa; Chordata; Mammalia; Diprotodontia; Phascolarctidae
Gene: FSCN1
Product: fascin actin-bundling protein 1
Biological process (GO): cell migration; actin filament bundle assembly; establishment or maintenance of cell polarity
Cellular component (GO): cell projection membrane; cytoplasm; growth cone
Molecular function (GO): protein-macromolecule adaptor activity; actin filament binding
Source: RefSeq, a predicted model, not a curated record
UGCAGCUGGGGCGGUGAGAGGCAGGCUUUGUGGAGCGGUGGGAGCGGGAGCACGUUACAGGCAAACAAAGGACCGGGGUGAGCUGGUGGGGCAAGGCAAGGCAAGGCAGGCAGGCGGGAGGGGAUAAGAAGACAAGAGGAGCGAGGCAGCAGCCAGGGGCCCCUGCAAGAGCCAGCCCUCCCUCUGCCAGCUCCGCGGCUCGUCUCGCCGGCGCCCAGGUUCUCCACCCUGCCCGCCCGCGCUCUCUCUUUCUACUCGGCCCCGCAGCAUCGCCCCCCAAGCCGGAGCCAGCAUGACUGCAAACGGCACGUCGGAGUCGGUGCAGAUCCAGUUCGGGCUGAUCAACUGCGGCAACAAGUACCUGACGGCGGAGGCCUUCGGGUUCAAGGUGAACGCCUCGGCCACCAGCCUGAAGAAGAAGCAGAUCUGGACGCUGGAGCAGCCGGCGGACGAGGCGAGCGGCGGGGGCCACGCCGUGUGCCUCAAGAGCCACCUGGGCCGCUACCUGGCGGCCGACAAGGACGGCAACGUGAGCUGCGACAGCGAGACGCCCGGCGCUGACUGCCGCUUCUUGAUCGUGGCCCACGACGACGGGCGCUGGUCACUGCAGUCCGAGCCUCACCGGCGCUACUUCGGGGGCACCGAGGACCGGCUGUCGUGCUUCGCGCAGACCAUCUCGCCCGCCGAGAAGUGGAGCGUGCACAUCGCCAUGCACCCGCAGGUGAACAUCUACAGCCUGACCCGCAAGCGCUACGCGCACCUGAGCGCCCGCCAGGACGAGAUCGCCGUGGACCGCGACGUGCCCUGGGGCGUGGACUCGCUCAUCACCCUGGUCUUCCAGGACCAGCGCUACAGCGUGCAGACGGCCGACCACCGCUUCCUGCGCAACGACGGGCGCCUGGUGGAGAAGCCCGAGCCGGGCACCGGCUACACCCUGGAGUUCAGGUCGGGCAAGGUGGCCUUCCGGGAUUGCGAGGGCCGCUACCUGGCGCCGUCGGGCCCCAGCGGCACGCUCAAGGCGGGCAAGAGCACCAAGGUGGGAAAGGACGAGCUAUUCGUGCUGGAGCAGAGCUGUCCCCAGGUGGUGCUGCAGGCGGGUAACCAGAGGAACGUGUCCACCCGCCAGGGAAUGGACCUCUCUGCCAAUCAGGAUGAAGAGAGUGACCAAGAAACUUUCCAACUAGAGAUCAAUAGGGACACUAAGAAGUGUGCUUUCCGGACCCACACUGGCAAGUACUGGACCCUAACAUCAAAUGGUGGAAUACAGUCUACUGCUUCAACCAAGAAUGCCAGCUGCUACUUUGACAUAGAAUGGUGUGACAAGCGGAUCACUCUCAAGGCUGCCAAUGGGAAAUAUGUCACCGCAAAGAAAAAUGGACAGCUGGCGGCCUCUGUGGAAGCAGCAGGAGAAACUGAGUAUUUCUUGAUGAAACUGAUCAAUCGACCCAUCAUCGUCUUCCGUGGGGAACAUGGCUUCAUUGGAUGCCGGAAGGUGACUGGGACCCUGGAUUCCAAUCGAUCCUCGUACGAUGUGUUCCAACUGGAAUUUAACGAUGGUGCCUACAAUAUCAAAGACUCUACUGGGAAGUACUGGAUGGUGGGAAAUGAGUCAUCUGUCACCAGCAGCAGCAAUACUCCAGUGGACUUCUUUUUCGAGUUCUGCGACUAUAACAAAGUGGCCAUCAAAACCAAUGGCCGGUAUCUGAAGGGCGAUCAUGCUGGGGUGCUGAAAGCUUCCACAGAGGCCAUCGACCCUUCUACACUCUGGGAGUACUAAAUGCACUUUAGUGUUGGGUUUUCCCACCUCCCACCCAACCCCCACCCACCCCAACCCAGUUCCCAGAUCCUGCCCUGAUGAUAGUUUUCAUUUCCGCCUUUUUCUUUUCAUCCAUCUUGCCUCUCUCUGCUCCUUACCCUGCCCCCACCUCAAUCUGUGGAAGGAUUUCAGGAUGGCUUGCUAUAUUCCUACCUUUUUUUUUUUUUUAAAUCUCUCUUGCCUUCUCUGUUUUCAGGGGUUUGUUUUGCGUGUUGAUGGUGUGGGGAUGUGGGAAGAAGUCUUUUGCCUUUCAAACUGGAAAACCCAGAGAAAAUGGUGCAUCAUCUCAUGCCUUUGUAGUUUGCUUGGUUUGGGACGUUCUCCUUGCCCGCCAUUUUGGGGGCAAGGCAGGAAGUGUCAUCAGCCUAAUCCCAUUCAAGCAAACACAAGGAAAAUUUUUAAGAAUCAUCUCCACCCUCUCUUCUGUGCCAUAGUAUGGUGCUGGUACCUUUUUCUUUUCUUUUCUUUUCUUUUUUUUUUUUUUAAUUCUGACCUCUGGUGACUCUGUGCUGCUGUUGAACCCUACUGCCUGCCUGCUUUGACUCUGGCAAAUGGUGCUAUGAGUAGGCUUUCAGGGCUAGUGGGACCAGCGUUAUCUUUAACCAUGGGUUAGGAUGGAAGAAGCACUGAAUUCUGGGCCCAGGCAUGAGGCAACCAGCCUCCUCAGAGCAACAGCCUGAAUGAACUUUGCUAGCUGCCUCCCUGGAGGAAUCACUAGUGUGGUGGCCUGACUACUAAAAUGAGAAGUCAAGAGAGAGUGUGACCAGCUUAUUUCCCGGACUGGUCCACUGAUUUGUAGGUGGUACAACUAGAAGUUAGCUUAUAGCCUUUAGACCCAAGGAAACCUCCUGUGAGACCAUGGUGGUAUUGCUAGCAUCUUCUCUGCCCUAGAUUACCACCUUCCUUCCCCCCUCGUAAGGAAAAGAUAAAUAAACCAAGUGUUCUAGGAAUGACUUUCCUGCCAACUUUUACCAGAUGCUUCCCUAAAAGCCGGGCUCCCCCAGUGGCUAAGAGAGCAUCCCAUAUUGAGCAUGUGUGACCCGAUUGGAUUAACUGGGCACUCUUGGUCAUAUCCAGAGCCCUUUUCUGUCCGUGGGAAGGUGACAUCUACCUCUGUGGUGGCACUAGACCCCCCCCCCCGGGUGCCUUCCAAUUUUUCAGCCAGGUAAUCUCCCUACCCGUCCACACCCUCAACCCCUUAGGAGAAGGAAUACUAUUGCCUUCAAGCAUGGCUGGGCAGGGAUAGGACACCCCGGCUUAGGGGUUGCUAAGCUUUAAACUUGGGGAUAGAAGCCUAGCCAUAUGUUAAAUUUUCUGCUGGCUAGUACCCAAACCCUUGGAGCUGCUACAGGUGCUUUAGAAGUAGUGGGCUGGAUACAAUACCCUUUGGUUGAAAAGAGCCAAGCUGACUUGCUUUUUAGUUUCCCUUCUCUCACUUUCCAUGAAUAAUGGUUGGAAUUGCAAAAAAGAAGGUAAAAUAUCCAUUCGUAGACCUUGCUUGGCAAACUUUGCACAGUGGUGGUGGUUCGGUCUUUUUUUUGUGUGUUGCUUUUUUUUUUCCCUCCCUCCUUAUAUAAUCUACUGGAAACCUCUAACCUAACUGCACAUUUUUUGUUUUAACUGCUAGAUGCCCAUCCCCAAUUGUAGCUGCUCCGUUGCCCUGUGGCUGGAAUGCUCUUUGGGAUUCACUCAACCCUUAUUUUCCCAGUCCCCUCCCCCUUCCCCCUUUUCCAGGGGCUCUCCCUUCUGCAACGAUGGCAUGAAAAUAUCCUAUGUUACUGGACGCAGAGAAAUGACCAAAACAGUAUUUUUUUUAUAUCUAUUUAUAUAAGCUCUCCGUGGCACUAUCAGAUGUCGUCUGUAAUUGGUUUGCAUUAGAAUAUAACAGUGUGAACGUCUGUAAGAGGUGAUGCUGAACCUUCAGGGUUGAUGCAGGCGCUGAGGAGGGAUUCUCCUCAGAAAGCGUUGCUUCUUUGUCUGCCGACUCCCUGCCUGCUUGCUAUCUGUGCCUCCCUCCCCUCUUGGCUGCCUCCCUCCACCAGCUAGAGUUGGAAUGUGAGCUCCCCUCUAUCCCCUUUCCAAGCUAAAAGUAGUUGUAACCCCCAUCCUGCUUACCAGUGGGGGACUUCUUUCUUUUGAUAACUCCCCUUUUCUGGUGGGUUUGACUGGCUCCUGUAGGGGACCCCCCCACACACACACACACCUGCUUCAUCUUCAAACCUUGCCCAGCUCUCACGUACAGGGGAAUUGCUUUCUUGGCCCUUUCUGCUUGAGGGUCAGGAAGAAACGUGCUAAGAGAGGACGGUACCCAUGAUUGAGAGAAAGGAGAAGAGCACUCCCUCAGACGCCUUAUCCCCUCGUUGCCUCCUGCCCUCUGGGUUGGUGCUUAAUGUCUGUAACUGGAAUCUGAAAUUCUUGUGGAGGGGACUUAGAACCAACCCUGCCUGGUUCUUCCUUCACCAUUGUAUGUUGUCAGCCCCUUGGAUCUCCAGGGGCUUCAGAUAGAACUUUUGGGAGACCAAAGCCAUGUCUUAAAGAGAGAACUUGGGCAACCUGAAGUCACCGUGUGCUUUCUGGCCUUCCCCUGCCUUCAGCUUUGGGCGCCCUGCCCCUGCCCCAUCCCAUCCAUUCCCAAAUAGCCAUCUGGCCCCUGGUUGCCUCCUUGCUGGCUUCUCCCUGUGAAAGUAGGUUGGGAAUCCUUUUUUCUGUCUCUUGUAUCAGGUGUCGUGGCUCCAAAAGCAGCCCUUUCGGGUGGUAAAUUUUCAGUUUUUAAAUUUUUUUUUUCCAAGUGCCAUUUGUAUAACUUAAAUCACAAAUAGCUUCGACUGGAAAAUAAAAAAAAGUUAAAAAAAGAACAAGAACAA